Messenger RNA from Phragmites australis (common reed), 629 nucleotides. Its product is annotated as large ribosomal subunit protein cL37-like. NCBI's taxonomy places the organism in Eukaryota, Viridiplantae, Streptophyta, Magnoliopsida, Poales, Poaceae. Bases 11 to 442 code for a protein of 143 amino acids. The transcript has 2 exons. The record is from RefSeq and is a predicted model, not a curated record.
CCCCCCCCCAAUGGCGCUCCUCCUAUCGCCUACCGUCUCCUUCCUCGCCUCCCCCUCCCCUCCUCACUCCCGGGCGCUCUCCACCGCCCCGGCGGCCACCAUCGUCUCCUGCAGCACCCCAAGGCUGCAAUGCAAGAACCUCGUCUCCCUACAGAGCCCUCUGAAUGUGACUGCCACUUGUGUUUCUUUUGCCAAGAAGAGGCCGGUUCUUGUUCAUGCUGCCACAGAGGGCAGUGAAGCACAACCAGAAGAACCGAAAACGGUGGCUAAGAUCGAGGAAAUGCCACUCGAGUCGAAGCAGAAGAUGAUCAUGGAGCAGAGAGCACGGAUGAAGCUGGCCAAGAAGUUGAGGCAGCGGCGCAAGCGGCUUGUCCGCAAGAGGCGCCUGAGGAAGAAGGGCAGGUGGCCGCCAUCCAAGAUGAAGAAGCUCAAGAACGUCUGAAUGGCAGUGAUACCAGCCGCCACUGUAUUGUAGACCUAUGUGUCUUGUUCCUCUAGCACCAUCUUUGCGAAUCGAGACGUUGGAGCUUGUUUCUUUUCUACAAUUUUGCUGUUCAGAAUCUGAAACAGAAUGCCUGUAAAAUGUAAUUAUGCUUUUCCAUAAUGAAAUCAUCUUACAUUCUAGUGUA